Anopheles funestus (African malaria mosquito) is the source of this 4282-nucleotide messenger RNA. It is a transcript of the gene Ipk1, whose product is annotated as inositol-pentakisphosphate 2-kinase. Bases 1462 to 3189 code for a protein of 575 amino acids. Gene Ontology annotation, biological process: inositol phosphate biosynthetic process. The record is from RefSeq and is a predicted model, not a curated record. Gene Ontology annotation, cellular component: nucleus. Lineage: Eukaryota; Metazoa; Arthropoda; Insecta; Diptera; Culicidae. The transcript has 13 exons. Gene Ontology annotation, molecular function: inositol-1,3,4,5,6-pentakisphosphate 2-kinase activity; ATP binding.
GCUGCUGCUACUGCAAAAAAAAAAGAGAAAAACUCAUUCUCCCGUGUGCGUGGGCAAGAAAAUCGAACCGUGUUUUCACGGGUUGUGAUUGUGUUGCAUUUGUUUGGUGAAUUAAGUGUCGCAUUCCGGAUUGCAUUGAUAAUGUGAUGUUUUUCGUGGUGCAGCAGUUGGCAGUGUGGAAGGUUUUUUUUGUCUAGAUAAAUUCAUCACACUGGCAAAGGGCGCAGCAGCGAAGGUGAAGAAAUAAGAAGUGAUUCUGUGCUAAAAAAGAAAAUAUGUGUGAAGGCACGACGGUGCACUUCUUUCUUAUCAAUCGUAUUCGGCAGUGAUUCUAUAUUGUGUAAUAAUAGCAUGUGUAUUUAUGUGCCGUUCCGUGCGUUAUGUGAAAUGUGUGCAAAUGAUCGAAAUGCAUGUGUGAAAUUCUCUGGAGAAAAGUUUGUUUCGGACUCGUUCCAAAUAAGAGCCGUGUUGGUCAAAGCUAGGUUUUCGUAAGCUGUUUUGCGGUUGACCAUUUCAUGUGAAGGCAUAGUGUAGUUUUUAAAAUUUGCAGCUCAGUUGAACGCAGCCAUCGCUUGCCAAUGGAAAGUUAGACUGUGCCUGUGUCGAAUAGAUAUUAAUACAUCGUGAACUUUUUCUAUCACAUCCAGCCGAUUCCUGAGGCUACAAAAGCUCUCUCUUUCUUUUUUUUCUUUCGCUGUUGCUCACUCGCUGCUGGUGCUGCUGCUGCCUGGCUGACUGACUGACACGCAAACCAACCCAAAAAGAUUCCAAUUCUGUACCGCGGUGGAUGGAUCGUGGAGCGAAGCGAAAGAAAAGCCGUUCUAUAAUUUCACAUCAGUUUCGGUGAGGUAAAAAUGGAAGAACUCCCGUAGUCCGUACUGGUGGAUGGUAGUAAGAAUAAAUAAAAUCAACCGAAACGGUGAGAAGAGCCACGGCGCGGGCCCGCAUCCACGUCCGGAGAGGAAUAAACUUGGGCAAAGCAGCGAAAACCGGCAUAAAUUGCGUCGUUAGGAGCUAAAGUGAACUUCAAAGUUAUUACGCAGUGUGUGCAUUUACAGAUAGCGCGCCAGCUCGUUGUCGCCCUUGGGGGGGGUUUGCAAACGCUACAAAACGGCCGACCAGGGGUCGUGCAUUUCCAUCGAUUGGUGUGAAUAAAACAUGAAUCUCGUCAGUGGUAUCGGUGCUUCGUUCGAAACGGUUGGCACAACCGCACAAUCCACGUUCGAUCAUUACUUCCUGAGCUGAUGGAGGUCUUCUGAACGGGAGCGAAACCAGCAACUCGGACAUUAGCUGACCAACUGGAACACAGCAAACGGGGCUUGCAAUAGCUAGGCGUUAGACAGCCCUGAAGGAUAAUUCAUCAGUUGGAGUAGAGGAAUAUUAUACUCUGUAGUGUUUCGCGAGCGCAGCCUAAUACAACUCCUCUUUCGCUCUCUGUUGGUCCAUCUCGUAAACAACAUCAUGGGUAAAAUAAAUGCUAGCCAUAGUAACUAUUGUUACGAUAGCGUGUUGAUGCGGUCCGACGACAAGUAUCUUCGGAGCUGCAGCAAAGUCGAUCCGAUCGACGAACCGUACGAUGACGAUGAUGAUGAUGAAGACGAGGACGAUGAGCGACCAAAUGAAACCCUCAAGGUACCGGAUCGUAUAAAAUGGCGUGCGGAAAAACUCGACAACGUACGGAGCAUCGCGUCCGGAUCGUCGGACGAUGAGCAGGAAACACGUACCAUCCGACACGACAUUCUGGAGCGAAUUGAUGAAAAUCGGUUGGUUUAUCGGGCGGAAGGUAACGCCAACAUUGUGCUCUCUGUGUCGGACAACAAACAUGUGCUGCGGAUGCGAAAAUCUAACGUCGAAAACCGUGAGGGCAAAGGUGAUACGAACGUAGAUCUGCGACGGUUCGUCAAGUACUCGGAGGUCAUAGCGAGCCAGUUUUCUGCAUGCUACGUGCCAGCGCCGAAGCUGGCCCACCUAAAUACAUACAAUCUGCAGAUGUUCAAUGAACGAUUGCGAUGUUUUCGUCCCGCCAUGCGGCUCGGUAAGGAAAUACGAGCGCUUGAUGGCAUACUCUAUCCGGACGUAGCAUUCCUGCCGAAGUGGUUGUAUCCUGCGCGCGUGCGGGACUUCAGUCAGGACCCUAAAAUCUCUUCCACACCACCAACCCACUACCAAACGUACUGCGUCGAAAUCAAACCGAAGCAAGGCUGGUUGGCGUACGAAUUCUGUGAUAAUAUUCCCCUUCCGGAGUUGACCAACGGUGGGGACCUUCGGAAGUGCCGUUAUUGUUUGCAUCAAUAUUUAAAGCUCCAGAAGAAAUCGAUAGCAAAAAUUAGUAAAUACUGUCCCUUGGAUCUCUACUCUGGCAAACCCGUACGUGUUCUUCAAGCAGUGAAAGGCCUUAUUGGUGCACCGCAGAAUAAUUUUAAAAUUUUGAAAAAUGGCAAAGUCGUGUACGAUGACAAGCGAGAAAAGUCCAUGUUUAAUCGGAUACUACGAGAAAUGUUUCCUCGCGAUGGGCGUACAAAGGACGAGAGAAGCACAAUAUUUAUAAACCUCAUCAAGGAAAUUUUACUGAAAGACUUCACUACGAAUGAUGAACAUUGCGAUCGGAAGCUGUUGAACAUAAAAAAGGAACGAAAGAAGAAGGAUAAAAAUCAGCUUCAUGAACGUGCUUGCAGUUCUGUGAAUCAACAGUUUCUACCCAAAAGUUGCGCCUUGCGACAGAUUCUGGACGUUCAGCUAUUAGUAAAGUCGAGCAUUUCUACGAUCGAUCCAUCAUUGUUGGCCAAAUCACGCACAGAUCCAUAUAGAUAUAUUGACGAUAUGUAUGAAAAAUUUAUAAACUACAAGGAGGAUGCUGUGUACGACGUUCGCAAUAGUACCACCUGGCCAAAGGAACCAUUCAGUACGGAAUAUCUGUCCGAGGAGGAGAAAUAUCAACUCGGAGCCACGGCCCUGGACUGUUCGAUAAUGAUCACGUUCCGCCGGCUGUCUGGCGAUCGUGCAGAGGAAAACAGCCUAAACGAGACAGCGCGCAAUCACAUCGUCUCCAUCGAGGGUAUGAAGUUUCUCGUAAACGUUACGAUCACCGAUCUUGACCCAAAAUCGCACAAACAUUACGCCAAGUACGUGGAACAGCUGGCAGCGUCUGCUGUGGCAUACCGCGAGUUUACAAGCAAACUGCGACGUUAGAAGCACAUCCACAUUGUCCGUGUUGUGUGUCUCAUCACAUUACAUUAUACAGUCCAUCCAUAAGUGUGACUCCAAGACUAUACAAUACGCCUAAAAAAAACCCCGAUUCUAAAUCGAAUGAAACAACAAGCACACACUAGCGCCCAACCUCACUACGAAAAGCAAUAUUAUAUUUCCCUUCAUCCUGUAACAGUAGUGUUCUGGUUGUCGGUUUAAAAUCGAGACGAAUGAAAACUCUCUACCGGGAACUGCUCUUUACGGCACAGUGUGAGAGAGGUUGAUAAAAGUAUGUUUAAGUGUCGAAUUAGAUAAGUAACUAAUGAAUGAGCAUUGCGCACGGAGGAACAGAAUGAUGUUUGAGUGAGGUGUCUAGGAGGCAAAAUGCAAUGAAAGACGAACAAAUGCUAUCGAACACAAGAAAAAGGAAUAGUUUAAAGAAGAUUAUGUGGAGUUGAUGAAGAAAGUUUUACUAUUUAAACUACUUAUUUAAACCUACAAGACGUAACGAUGGUAAAAAACCGGAAAAGCAAUGUCUUAUAAAAUUUUGCGAACAGAGUGACAAGAGUACUGAACUAAACUCUACAUAAAUACACAUUUUAAAUUUGUUUUCAAUUAUAUGCACUAACAUUCAAUACUGAUGGUGUACGUGAGUUUAGUUUAAACAGUUCUAUUUAUUGCAGACUAUUUAUUAUGUUGUUUUAAUAGAUUUGAAAUGGAUUAGUUAGAAACGAUUUUCGGUAACACUAAGUAAAACUUAUUUAAAAACAUUUGAAUGCAUUGUCUUAUUUAUAAACAUUGUACUAGGGUUUAAUAUGUGAGUAAACUUUGUUUGAGUAAUUUAACCGCUUCACCAUGCACAACUUUAGACGGUAAGCUGGGUAUGAUUCAGUGACACUUGUGACACAGUAUUUAUGUUUGAUUUAGCUAAUUAUUCACAUUGCGCAGAAACUUCCGUUCUCUAUAGAGAUUAACAUUACAGAAAUAUAAGACGUUUUGAAACCAUUUUCUACUUGCUAACAAUAAGCGUGUCUGCUAAACAGUCGUGACAGAACUGUACCGUAUGGUUGUUUUAGAAUAGAUUACUGUUUGGAGU